Messenger RNA from Westerdykella ornata, 963 nucleotides. RefSeq lists its product as uncharacterized. The record is from RefSeq and is a predicted model, not a curated record. The transcript is spliced from 2 exons. NCBI's taxonomy places the organism in Eukaryota, Fungi, Ascomycota, Dothideomycetes, Pleosporales, Sporormiaceae. The annotation marks the transcript as partial.
UCCAGCACUUUUUCCGAACCGGAUGAACUUAUCCGCGAUGCCAGCAAGAUGCUCCCAAGACAAUUGUAUCGAGUGUUCUAUGAGACAUCAGUAACGCUGAGUUGCUACGUAGGCACAGAGCUGCAUGUCCAACAUCGCGAGAAGCCGAAACUCAGGCUGCGGGAAGGGAAUGCGUUUCAGGCGAUUGCAGAUUUUUCUCUCAGCAAAGAUCUCAACACCGAAAGAAUUAGGAGGCAUACAAAAUGGCAGCAAAAAAAGCAUCCGUCAUCUUACAUCUCCGCUUUUAACAACAUCAGUAAAUUUCACUACUACGAUAGCCAGCGUAUUGGGCACCGGGUCUCCAUAGCUGAGAUCUCUACAGAAGGGCUUGUAGCGGCCACUGUAAGGAGGACCGUGGAAGAGACCGUAGGCAGAUGGCAAGGUUUGGAUUUUCUAGGCAAGGAAGUGACCACACGGCACGAAAAGAUCCCAGUCUGGGUGAACGAAAGCAUCAUACCGUCGGAUCGGUCGGAUAUCCCGGUCGCUCAGCUCAAAGGCUCGAAAUAUGAGAUGUGGCUUUCCAUCACCGAAUUGCGGCGCUGCGGCAGUGACUUCAGACUAGCCUGCAGCAAAGGACAUGAUUUUGAAUGGUUGGCGGCCGGCGCCAUUCCAAAGUCAAGGAUCACACGGGUCAUGCCUUUUGAUGGAGAAACAUUGCAUAAGUACCCCGAACUCGGCAUCGUGCGAAGUAUCCGCAGAGUCGAACCUUACUUUUUCGACUACAAAACAUCCACAUGGCAGCUUGAAGUUUCAGACGCUCGAAAACGGAAACCCGAGUCUGAAGCACGAAAAGGCCAGAAGCGACCCAAGACUACUGAUGAUGUUGGAGAGGAAUCUGGGCGAAUUCCCUCUCCAAAGCCUAGCGAAGACGUUCCUGCGACCUGUCCUACCUGCGGACACACUCUAUCCGAGGGUUCCGCAUGA